AUGCCCCUGGGUCAGAGGAAUGCGCUCUGGAAGCUGGAGGAAGACCCAGGCCCGGCCCAGGGCCUGGUGGAGGCACAGGUGUCGGAGGUUGGGGAGGAAGAGGCCCCCCGCGCCCCCUCCUCCUCCUCCACCUCAGCCUCCUCCCAGUCCACCGCCCCAUCUGUCUCCUGCUCUGCCCUGUUUCUGGUCCCCUCGGAGGAGGGGUCUGCUGCUGGGUUCCAGAGUCCCCCCCAAAGCUCUCUGAGUGCCUGCCUCUCCCCCACUGUCCUGGCAGCCAGUGCCUGGAACCAGCCUGACCAGGGCUCUAGCAGCUCCGAUGAGGAGGGGUCGAGCACCUGCGAGGAGCCCAAAGAACCCCAGCCGGGGCUCCAAAACAUAAUCCAGGGGAAGCUGGCCGACCUGGUGGAGUUCCUGCUCCUCAAGUAUCACACCAAGGAGCCGACCAGCCAGGCAGAGAUGCUGGAGAUCGUCAGCAAAGAUGACCAGGAUGCCUUCCCUGUGAUCUUGGGCCAGGCCUCCGAGUGCAUGCAGCUGGUUUUUGGCAUGGAUGUGAAGGAAGUGGACCCCAACGACCACUCCUACAUCCUGGUCCCCGUCCUGGGCCUCACCUAUGAUGGGAUGCUGAGCGGUGAGCAGGGAGUGCCCAAGACCGGCCUCCUGGUUUUGGUCCUAGGGGUGAUCCUCCAGCAUGGCGACCGUGCCCCCGAGGAGGAGGUGUGGGAAACGCUGGGGGUCAUGGGGGUGUAUGCCGGCCAGGAGCAUGACAUCUAUGGGGAGCCCAGGGAGCUCCUCACCAAUGUCUGGGUGCAGGAAGGGUACGUGGAGUACCGGCAGGUGCCCGGCAGUGACCCUGCCCUCUACGAGUUCCUGUGGGGUCCCAGGGCCCACGCCGAAACCGGCAAGUUGCAAAUGCUAGAGUAUUUGCUCCGGGUCAAUCUUGGGCAGUCGGCUUCCUCCCUGGCCCUGUCUGAAGGGGCUGUGAGAGAUGAGGAAGAGGGGGCCUGA
Molecule: messenger RNA, 1005 nt
Organism: Zalophus californianus (California sea lion)
Lineage: Eukaryota; Metazoa; Chordata; Mammalia; Carnivora; Otariidae
Product: melanoma-associated antigen 8-like
Exons: 1
Coding region: 1-1005 (334 amino acids)
Biological process (GO): negative regulation of transcription by RNA polymerase II
Cellular component (GO): nucleus
Source: RefSeq, a predicted model, not a curated record